Molecule: messenger RNA, 2750 nt
Organism: Corythoichthys intestinalis (scribbled pipefish)
Lineage: Eukaryota; Metazoa; Chordata; Actinopteri; Syngnathiformes; Syngnathidae
Product: cytochrome P450 2K4-like
Exons: 15
Coding region: 27-2399 (790 amino acids)
Biological process (GO): xenobiotic metabolic process
Cellular component (GO): intracellular membrane-bounded organelle; cytoplasm
Molecular function (GO): heme binding; iron ion binding; oxidoreductase activity, acting on paired donors, with incorporation or reduction of molecular oxygen, reduced flavin or flavoprotein as one donor, and incorporation of one atom of oxygen
Source: RefSeq, a predicted model, not a curated record
ACAAAACACAUCAGACCAGCCCAAGCAUGGAUGUGACGACCGCGUUAUCAUUCCCUCUGAGCGCAAGCUCCUUGCUGGCCUCUGUGCUGCUCCUCCUCGCCGCCUAUGUGGCCUGCCGGUCGGCCUCCAGUCGGCCGAAUCUCCGUCGUGCAUCGGAGCCUCCGGGGCCCAGGCCGCUACCCUUGCUCGGGAAUCUGCUGCAGCUGAACUUGCGCGCACCGCAUCGGACCCUCUUGAAGAUGUCCAAGAAGUAUGGCCCAGUGUUCACCUUCCACAUGGGUCCCAAGAAGGUGGUGGUCCUGGCUGGAUACCAGACGGUGAAGGAGGCCCUGGUCCAGCACGCUGAAGAAUUUGGCGAACGGGAACCUUUUAACACUGUGAAGGAGGCCAAGCUGGAGCAUGGCGUCGUUUGGAACAAUGGCGACUCGUGGAAGGAGAUGCGUCGCUUCACUUUGAGCAACCUGAAAGACUUUGGGAUGGGAAAAAAAGCGUGCGAGGACAAGAUCAUUGAGGAAUCUCAGCACCUCUUGGAAGUCUUCAGGAACUUCAGAGGUGAAGCAUUCGAUACCCAGCAGGCGGUCAACUACGCCGUGUCCAACAUCAUCUGCUCGCUGGUGUUUGGCAGCAGAUUCCAAUAUGAUGACCCCGCUUUCAGGGCCAUGGUUUGGCGCACGGGCAGAGGCAUUCAGAUAGUGAGCGGUCCAACCUUACAGUUGUACAACAUGUAUCCGUGGCUGGGCAAGUGGAUCUCCUGGGCUAGAGAGGAGCUACGCCAAAUGGGGAUGGCCAACAGAAAGCAGGCCACUGAACUGAUCCGGAGUCUGAAGGACACGCUGGAUCCGCGGAGCAGCCGAGGCUUCGUGGACGCCUUUCUCAUCCGCCAGCAACAGUUGGAGUCUUCUCUCUGCAGCUCCGUGCUGGCCUCUGUGCUGCUCGUCCUCGCCGCCUAUGCUGCCUGGCGGUCGGCCUCCAGUCGACCGGAUCCCCGGGGUGCCUUGGAGCCACCUGGGCCCAGGCCGCUACCUCUGCUCGGUAAUCUGCUGCACCUGAAUUUGCGCGGACCGCAUCUAACCCUCUUGGAGAUGUCCAAGAAGUACGGCCCGGUGUUCACCUUCCACAUGGGGCCCAAGAAGGUGGUGGUCCUGGCCGGAUACCAGACAGUGAAGGAGGCCCUGGUCCAGCACGCUGAAGAAUUUGGCGAGCGGGAACCUUUUAACACCGUGAAGGAGGCCAAGCUGGAGCACGGCGUCAUAAUGACCAAUGGCGACACGUGGAAGGAGAUGCGUCGCUUCGCUCUGAGUAAUUUGAAAGACUUCGGGAUGGGGAAGAAAGCUUGUGAGGACAAGAUUGUCCAAGAGUGUCAGCACCUCCUGGAAGUCUUCAGGAAUUUCAAAGACGAAGCGUUUGACAACCAUUGGCCUAUCGACUAUGCGGUGUCCAACAUCAUCUGCUCGCUGGUGUUCGGCAGCAGGUUCCGCUACGAUGACCCCGCCUUCAUGGCCAUGGUGCGGCGCCACAGCAGAACCGUUCAGAUAGUGGGCAGUCCAUCCUUUCAGUUGUACAACAUGUACCCGUGGCUGGCCAAGUGGGUCUCUUCGGCGAGAGAGGAGCUUCGCCGAGUGGCGACGGCCAACAGGAAGCAGGCCGCCGAACUGAUCAGGGGUCUGAAGGACACGCUGGACCCGCACAACAGCCGAGGCUUUGUGGACGCCUUCCUCAUCCGUCAGCGACAAUUGGAGGACUCUGGCGAUGUGGGUCACUUCCACGAUUCCAACCUCUUGAUGACGGUCGCCAACCUGUUCGGCACCGGCACGGGAACGACCUCCACCACGCUCCGAUGGGCGCUACUCUUCAUGGCCAAGUACCCCCACAUACAAGAAAAGGUCCAGGAGGAGCUGAAGCGUGUCAUCGGAGAUCGGCAGGUCCAGGUGGAGGACCGAAAGAACUUGCCCUUUACCGACGCCGUCAUCCACGAGACGCAGCGACUGGCCGACAUCACGCCUAUGGCGCUGCCUCACCGGACCAGCCGGGACGUCACCUUCCGGGGCUUUUUCAUCCAAAAGUGGACGACGGUGCACCCCCUCCUGACGUCAGUCCUUCAGGAUGAGAGCCAAUGGGAGAAACCCACCUCCUUCCAUCCUCAGCAUUUCCUGGACCGGGACGGAAAGUUUGUCAAGCCUGAUGCAUUCAUGCCCUUUUCUGCGGGUCGCAGGGCGUGUCUGGGCGAGAGUCUGGCACUCAUGGAGCUCUUCAUCUUCUUCGUCACGCUCCUGCAGCACUUCCGCUUUCGGCCUCCGGCAGGGAUACCGGAGAACCGACUGGACCUGACGCCCCGCGUGGGCUUCACGCUCGCCCCCGCCCCCCAUCGGCUUCGCGCCAUUAGCCGGCUGACCGGCUAACGUUGUGUCGGCUCCGUCUGUGUAACAUAUUUAUGUCACACUGCUGUUGCCAUAGUGUGCACUUCCUGUGGGUGUGGUAUGACAGUACAAAAGGAAUCUCUGUGAUGUGUCAGGGGGACAUAUGCUGAGAAGCACGCUGAAUAAAGAAGUGUUGUUCCAUUCAAGUCUCGGCCUGACAUGUACUUAGAUUAAGAUUUCUGUUCAAUCUGGUUGUUUGCUGUGGGUGAGGAGAGUGAUUGUGCCACAGCCACUGUGUGCUAAAAUGCUUGCGCAGUUGCAUGCAGGUCACAGUGGUAUUUUUAAAAUGAAAGAAAUGGCGAGAAGUUAUUUUUGGUGGCCAGCAUUAGAUAA